AAUCCUUCUGUCAAAGCUGCAGCUGCAACCCUCUCUUCCCAAACAGGCGUAUUGGUGACAGCCCAAGCAUCAGAAUUUGGGUUGAAGUAUCUGAGGCUAGAAAUCUUUACAAAUGUUAAUGAAAUUCUGAUUGCUACCAAUGCCAUAGGUGGAGGGUGGGGAGUAAAGAGGCAUUUGAGGGCGGGGCCAAGGCUGUUCCCCCUAUGGGGAAGGCAGGACACAGGCAUGUAGGGGCUUGUGCAGUGGAACAUCUCAUCCUACCUGGACCCAACUGGGUAAGGCAAUAAUGAUGGCUAAUUCUAGCUAUUGUUGAAAAAAGUAAUAGCUCUUUUCAGAGCACUAUCUAAGUGCUAGGUUCUAGGAGCUUUGUGUGCAUUGACUCAUUUAUUCCUCACAGCAACCCGAUAAAAUUAGUAUUCUUACAUAUACCCUUAUUUCUAAGGCACAGAGAGGUUAGCUAACUUGGCCAAGGUCACACAGCGGGUACAUGCUGGAGUCUGAUGCUAGAACCUUUCCACCUAACCACUAUGUAGAGUGUGUAUGAGGGGGAGGAAAGAUAGGAGGUGGAAGUGGUUUAUAAAUAGGGACUAGCUUCCCAGAGGAGUGAAUUUUCUGCUGGAAAUUCGAAAAGCAGCAUUUGAGAAUGAUGGGAACCCUGUGUGAAUGUGUGUGUGUGUGUGUGUUGGGGGGGAUUGGACUGCAGAAGCUGAAAGGUGGCAAUCAGAGUGUUUAGUAGAGUCUGGCUAGAGAGCAGCUGUGGGGAGGGUCUUCUGAGCAGGCUGCCGUGGGCAUAUUUGAUGCCCUCCUGGGCCCUGGUUUUCCUACUUUCAGAUGCCCUCCCACAGCCAUUAAACCACCCAGGUGCCACGUUAAAUACAAGACACUUACCACUCUGAAUGCAGCGAUUGCACCUAAAACUUAAUCAAACAUCCGUUACUCCCAAUUGUGCAGUUUUCCUUCCCCCUCCUAGAGCCAACAGAUUUUACUUUUCAGAUCUCGGACAUUUUAUAAGUCUCUGAUCAAGUCUCCCAACAGGGCUCGAAGAGAAAAGGGAAGGUGUAGAGGAAGGUUCCCUCUCGAGAGGACUAAGCUCAUUGGUUCAUCGCGUAUCAGAGGGUGACUAUAUUGUGCCCUGGGCACUAGAAACACAAUGGGGUGCGAAGCGGGGGUUCUGCCUGUGGUAGGCAGGUGAGGAGGUUGCAGAUUCUUGGGACACGGGCUUGGGAAGUAAAGCUUUGGCGCCUUGCUUAAGCAUCCCCCACUUUGGAACACUGCGCCGUUGGUCUGCAGAGCCGGGGGCAGCGCAGGCUCCAGCCUCAGCCCACCUUGCCCGGUCCCCCCAGCCACUGCCCGGGGUCUCGGCGCCCGGCAGGCGGUAUCCAGCAGGGGGCGCGCGCGAACCAGGCCUGUGCCCAAGAGGCUGAACAGAGCCAGCGGGGAGCUGGUGCCGGGAUCUACUGGGUUUCGACCCGCCCCAUCUGUUGGACCGUCGGCGUCCGCAACGUCGAAGUUAGAGGACAUUCCGCAAAAAUCUGUCCGGAGCCCCAAUUCUCCGCUCCUGGGUCUGUCUAGGGUCCGGACCCCAGCUAGGUCAAAAAGCCUUAGCCCGGAUUCUGCAGAUUCCGAACCUGGGGACCCCGCGCUGGAGGCUUGGAACUUUGUAUCCUUCCUCUCCCCACACCUAUUUCCACCCAUCUGAUUAGGGGCCUAUUUCUUUAACAAUCAAAGUCGAGGGCGGCGGCGGGAAUGGUGUCUUCGCUCUCGAUUCCCCAGCCGCUCAGUAACUGUACCGUUAUUAACAUUAUAGUCAUUAGACCGCUCCUGAGCGGCUGGCGGCGGCGGGCGACAUGCGCUCAAUCUUCUAGCUGCGCUCGGAGGCUGAACCCGGAGUCGUGGCUCCCAUCCCAGGCCUCAACGGACCUUACCCGGGGCGACUCAGGCUUCAGGCUUCAGAGGCAGGCACUGGGCUCUCCAGGGUCGAAGGCCGGGUCUCAGCAACAGAUGUGGGAAGCCCCCUUGGGCUGUCGUCCUGGCUCCGAGACAUCGAGUCUGAAGAAGGGGCUGAAGCCCGAGGCAACACUUGGGGAGUCAGCGAGCAGCGGAAUCCGCUAUGGUGCCCCUGCCGGCAGUGUGGCUGGCCUGGACGCUGCUAGGAGUGGCGGGAGCUUGCCCCGAGCCGUGCGCCUGCGUGGACAAGUAUGCGCACCAGUUCGCCGACUGCGCCUACAAGGAGCUGAGCGAGGUGCCUGAAGGAUUGCCGGCCAACGUGACCACACUUAGUCUGUCGGCCAACAAGAUCACCGUGCUGCGGCGUGGGGCCUUCGCCGACGUCACGCAGGUCACGUCGCUGUGGCUGGCGCACAAUGAGGUGCGCACCGUGGAGCUGGGCUCGCUGGCCGUCCUGAGCCAACUCAAGAACCUCGACUUGAGCCACAACCUCAUAUCCAGCUUCCCAUGGAGCGAUCUGCGUAACCUGAGCGCGCUGCAGCUGCUCAAAAUGAACCACAACCGCUUGGGCUCGCUGCCCCGGGACGCACUCGGUGCGUUGCCCGACUUGCGUUCCCUGCGUAUCAACAACAACCGACUGCGUACACUGGCUCCCGGCACCUUCGACGCUCUAAGCGCGCUGUCACAUCUGCAACUCUAUCACAACCCCUUCCAUUGCGGUUGCAGCCUUUUGUGGCUGCAGGCAUGGGCCGCAAGCACCCGGGUCUCGCUACCGGAACCCGACUCCAUUGCGUGCGCCACACCUCCCGCGCUGCAGGGAGUUCCAGUGCACCGCCUGCCCACCUUGUCCUGUGCACCACCCAGUGUGAGUCUAAGUGCGGAGCCGCCGCCGGAGGUGCCGGGUAGCCCGUUGCGCGCUGGCCUGGCGCUCUUGUUACAUUGCGUCGCCGAAGGACACCCUACGCCCCGCCUGCAAUGGCAACUUCAGAUCCCGGGUGGCACUGUAGUCUUAGAGCCGCCCGUCCCAAGCGGGGAGGACGAGGAUGGGCCGGAAGACGGGGAGGGGGAAGGAGAUGGGGACUGGCCGACGCCGACGGAGGCCCCAAACCCGAAUCCGACACCCGCUUGGCCCGCGCCCCCAGCCACUCCACGCUUCCUGGCACUCACAAACGGCUCCCUGUUGGUGCCCCUCCUGAGUGCCAAGGAAGCAGGCAUCUACACGUGCCGUGCCCGCAACGAGCUGGGCGUCAACUCUACCUCAGUACGAGUGGCGGUGGCGGCUGCCGGGCCCCCAAAGCACGCUCCUGGCGCAGGGGGAGAUACUGAUGGGAAGGCCCCGACCUCUGAGCGCAAGUCCACAGCCAAAGGCCGGGGCAACAGCGUCCUACCCUCCAAGCCCGAGGGCAAAAUCAAAGGCCUGGUCCAGGGUAGCAUCCUUGGGGAGACAGAGGCGGGGCCGGAGGAGGAGGCAGGUGAGGGAGGGGAGGCGGAAGACCAGGUUUCUGCAGACCGGGUAGAGGAGCAGCGCUGUGGCCACGGGGACCCCUCACGGUAUGUGUCCAACCACGCGUUCAACCAGAGCGCGGACCUGAAGCCACAUGUCUUUGAGCUGGGCGUCAUCGCUCUGGACGUAGCGGAGCGCGAGGCGCGGGUGCAGCUGACGCCGCUGGCGGCACGCUGGGGCCCUGGGCCUGGUGAGGCUGGGGGAGCCGGGAGGCCGGGGCGACGGCCCCUGCGCCUGCUCUAUCUGUGCCCGGCGGGGGGCGGCUCAGCAGUGCAGUGGUCACGCGUGGAGGAGGGCGUCAACGCCUACUGGUUCCGCGGCCUGCGGCCUGGCACCAACUACUCCGUGUGUUUGGCGCUGGCAGGGGAGGCUUGCCACGUGCAAGUAGUGUUCGCCACCAAGAAGGAGUUGCCUUCGCUGCUGGUUAUCGUAGGGGUAAGCGUGUUCCUCCUGGUGCUGGCCACCGUGCCUCUGCUGGGCGCCGCCUGCUGCCAUCUGCUGGCCAAACACCCGGGAAAGCCCUACCGUCUGAUCCUAAGGCCUCAGGCACCUGACCCCAUGGAGAAGCGCAUCGCCGCCGACUUCGAUCCUCGUGCUUCCUACCUCGAGUCCGAGAAAAGCUACGCGGCAGGCGGCGAAGCCGGUGGCGAGGAGCCAGAGGAGGGUCCUGGCGAGGACCUUGACGAAGACGCGGAGCAGGUGGACCCUGGUGGGGACUUGCAAAGAGAGGAGAGCCUGGCGACGUGCUCGCUGGUGGAGUCCCAGUCCAAGGCCAACCAAGAGGAGUUCGAGGCGAGCUCCGAGUACAGUGAUCGGCUGCCCCUGGGUGCCGAGGCGGUCAACAUUGCCCAGGAGAUUAACGGCAACUACAAGCAGACAGCCGGCUGAACCCCCAACCCACCGGCCCGCCCAGCCCGCCCAUUCUCAUCCUCCACCUUGGGUGCCUGGGAGUGCAAGCGUAGGACUGGCAGGAUUUAUGACCCCCUCACUUACUCCGCCCGCCCCCUACCACUCCCCAACCUUGACUCCUGGAGACUUCUUGUGGGGAGUGAGACGAUUUCACCAGUCCUUCGCAACCCAUGAUCGUUAUUGUCCUUGAGGACUGAAUCCCCCCUCCAGCAAGCACAGUUCCCUGCUCCUCUCUCCUGUGUAAGACACCACCGCUGACCGUGAUGCGAAAUCCACGCUUCUCUAUUCCCACGCAAUUGUUACGUUCGAAAUCCCCUCCGAAACCCGCCCCAUCGUGGGCCCUGGAGCCAGAGGAAAUGGGAGGAAACUUUGGAAACAUCUGGCGGUAACGCUGUGGCUCGGGGGUCGGCCGGGGCCCCCCAACAGACCUCCCUCGCUUGGAGCUCUGUAGGGUCCCUCCUCGACCCCUACUCUGCCCUUUCUGGAGGGCAUGUGUCAGAAGCCAGGGUUGGGUGACAACUCCCUAAUUUUUAGUUUCACAGCCCCCUUGCGACUGGGAACCAAACCCUUCUACUCUCCCCCCCCC
Messenger RNA from Hipposideros armiger (great roundleaf bat), 4946 nucleotides. RefSeq names its product immunoglobulin superfamily containing leucine rich repeat 2 (gene ISLR2). Gene Ontology annotation, molecular function: protein binding. The transcript has 3 exons. Lineage: Eukaryota; Metazoa; Chordata; Mammalia; Chiroptera; Hipposideridae. Gene Ontology annotation, biological process: positive regulation of axon extension. Gene Ontology annotation, cellular component: cell surface. The record is from RefSeq and is a predicted model, not a curated record. The coding region runs from base 2111 to 4339 and encodes 742 amino acids.